This is a messenger RNA of Salvia hispanica, 892 nucleotides long. Its product is annotated as septum-promoting GTP-binding protein 1-like. Gene Ontology annotation, molecular function: GTP binding; GTPase activity. NCBI's taxonomy places the organism in Eukaryota, Viridiplantae, Streptophyta, Magnoliopsida, Lamiales, Lamiaceae. The record is from RefSeq and is a predicted model, not a curated record.
UAUAUAAAAAAGGUGAAACCCAUCAAUACAAAGCAAACCACAUCUCAGCAUAAAUUUAUAUGCAGCUAUGGCGCCGGAAAGAUGACUCAGCGCCGCCGGAAACUAGUAGAGUUUGAACUUGGUUUGUGAUACAAUUCUUGUAUGCUCGCUUAGGAUGCCUUAUCACCGCUACACAAGAUUAUCUGUGGAUUCCGGCGGCGGAGGGCCAGAAGAGGCGGCUACGACGUCGCGUAGCAGCUGCUGUGAGAGCGACUCCGAUUUGGUGUCGUUGAAGAUCACUAUGUUGGGUGAUCCCGAGAUUGGGAAAACAACCUUUCUGGUGAAGUAUGUGGGAAAUGAAGAAGGGUUGCGGAUGAAAGAGGUGAAUGUGAAUGUGAUGGAUAAAACUAUGUCCAUUCAAGGUGCAACCAUUGUUCUCACAAUAUGGGAUGUUGGAGGCGAGAAAAGGUCAUUUGAUCAAGUUCCAAUUGCCUGCAAAAAUGCAGCAGCAAUUUUAUUUAUGUUUGAUCUCACCAGCCGACGUACACUCAACAGCAUAAUUGGAUGGUACAGUGAAGCAAGAAAGUGGAAUCAGACGGCAGUUCCAAUAAUAAUAGGGACUAAAUUUGACGAUUUCAUGCAGCUACCACUUGAUAUUCAAUGGACUGUCGUAACGCAGGCUCGAAGAUAUGCAAAGGCGAUAAAUGCAGCCCUAUUCUUUACAAGUGCAACAUAUAAUAUUAAUGUGAACAAGAUGUUCAAGUUUAUUAUGGCAAAGAUAUUUAACUUGCCUUGGACUCUUCAUAGAAAUUUGACCAUUGGUGAACCCAUCAUUGACUUCUAAUUCUAUAAGUACUGGAAGUAUUUUUUCAAUUGCAACAUCAAGUUAUUAUAAAGUGGUAAUUUAAUUCUA